AAUGCAGCUUUUUAAAAUCCUGCUUCAACCUGCUGUCGGAAGUGAAAAGAGCAAAGAGAAAGUCCAAAUGGAGCCCAAAAAGAAGUUGAUAAACUCUGCAGACGGCUGUGUGGACGAGGCUCUCGUCGGCCUGGUGAGGGCCAGCGGGGGCCUCUCUCUGCUGAAGGGCCACAGGGUCGUGCUCCGCUCUGACCUGGACAACCUGAGGGGCAAAGUGGCCCUGCUGUCCGGAGGGGGGUCAGGACACGAGCCGGCACACGGGGGUUAUGUAGGAGCAGGAAUGCUGUCUGCAGCUGUAGCAGGUGGAGUUUUUGCAUCUCCUCCCCCUGCUAGCAUCCUGGCUGCUAUUCUCUCCUUGCACAAUGCAGGAGCCUCGGGUGUCCUCCUCAUUGUGAAGAACUACACCGGCGAUCGCCUCAACUUUGGAUUGGCCGCGGAGCAGGCCCGCAACCACGGCGUCAACGUCGACAUGGUGAUAGUCGCAGACGACUGCGCCUUCAACCAGCCCAGUAAAGCCGGGAGGCGGGGCCUGUGUGGCACCAUCUUCAUACACAAACUCGCGGGGGCCUUAGCAGAGCAGGUCGUUUCCAAGGUGACGGAGGUUUUGAAGGGGAUUGGUACACUGGGCGUGAGUCUGUCUCCCUGCAGCGUCCCGGGCUGCCUGCCUUCUUUCGAGCUGCCGCCCGGAGAGAUGGAGCUCGGACUGGGAAUCCAUGGUGAACCCGGGAUCAAAAGAUCACAGGUGGCUUCAGCAGAUGAGAUCGUAAAGACGAUGAUAGACCACAUUACCAACCCUGACAGCCAAUCACAUCUGUCCGUUAACUCAGGAGACAGUGUUGUGGUGUGCGUGAACAACCUCGGAGCUCUGUCUUGUCUGGAGAUGGCCGUGGUUACCAGGGCGACCAUCAUCUGUCUGGAGAGUCGUGGUGUAGUUGUUGCCAGGGUGAUGUCAGGGUCGUUCAUGACAUCACUGGAGAUGGCGGGUGUGUCACUGACACUGAUGAAGGCCAAUCUGGAAACACUGAGAUUGUUUGAUGCUAAGACCGCCGCCUCGGCCUGGCCGAACCUGAGCAGUGUGAGUGUUAGCGGACGCAGCUACAUGAUUGAAUCUCAAGCCAUGAGCACACGACCACAGGACGGCACUUAUUCUGAAGGGCCGCUGAGUCCUGUGAUGCGUAAAGUGCUGGAGCGGGUUUGCUCCGCACUCUUGGGAAAGCAGGAGGAGCUGAACUCCCUGGACCGAGCUGCUGGAGACGGCGACUGUGGAAACACUCACGCACAAGCCGCUAAAGCCAUUCAGGAGUGGCUCCGGGAUCAUGUGGUCCCUGGUUGCCCGGGACAACUGUUAUCUGUCCUGGCUGGACUGGUGCAGGAGAAGAUGGGCGGGUCUUCAGGAGCGUUGUACAGUCUGUUCCUGACUGCAGCAGCUGGUCAUGUGACCGAGGGGCGGAGCAACGCCGCAGCCUGGGCUAAUGCAAUGCAUGCUGGGACACAGGCCAUGAGGAGAUACGGAGGAGCCGACGCUGGAGACAGAACAAUGUUGGACGCUUUGUGUCCUGCUGUGGACGAGCUGAUGAAGCUGACCAAAGCUCCCCCUGGUGGCGAGAUGGCUGUACUACAGAAUGCGGUGGAAAAAGCGUCCUCAGGGGCAGAGUCCACCCGUGACCUGACAGCGAGGGCGGGGCGAGCCAGCUACAUCGCUGCUGAGCGGGUCACCCUGCCCGACCCCGGCGCUGUGGCUGUCGCCGCCAUCUUGAAAGCAGUGCUGGAGUCACUGAAGGGAUAGAAAUAGUGCAACAAACAGUAUCUGAAUAUUACAGUCAUCAAACUCUGUCACAACACCAUUAUGGCUCAGAUUUUAGACUGAUUUUACAAAAUACUUCAAGAUUUAGCAAGAUCAUUUUCAAACUUAUUAUAAAGCACAAGAGCAGAACGAUUGUUUUAAAACUCACCGUAAAAUCCAGAAUAUAAAUUGCAUCAGUAUAAAAGACAUCUCCAUCCAGAAGUGAAAAAGGUUUUAACUGUCUUCCUUCAUUUUUUGUUGGUGGUGGCUGUACUUGCUGAGCUCAGGUCUCAGCAUUUCAUACUGGUUUAUCGGUCGCACUGGUAUAAAGGACACAGCCCACUUUUGAGAUGAAGAACAAGGUGUUAAAAGUGUGACAUGUACACCGAAUCUUACGGUAAAUUACAUUUUGGAAAACUGUUAGCAGUGAUGAAAUAAAUAUAGUGGAUAGAGUAAGUGGUCAAACCAGUGAAAUAUUGUGAAGACAAUUAAAGUGUUGCAAGACUAAAUAACUUAUUCAUUUAAAGAAUAAUGAUUGACAAUGUUGUUUAAUCGUGAACAUAACAUUCCUUGUAAGUAGUAACACAAUAAAAGAUCAUUUUUGCACUUCA
Messenger RNA from Labrus bergylta (ballan wrasse), 2394 nucleotides. It is a transcript of the gene tkfc, whose product is annotated as triokinase/FMN cyclase. The record is from RefSeq and is a predicted model, not a curated record. Lineage: Eukaryota; Metazoa; Chordata; Actinopteri; Labriformes; Labridae. Gene Ontology annotation, molecular function: ATP binding; glycerone kinase activity. Gene Ontology annotation, cellular component: cytosol. Gene Ontology annotation, biological process: glycerol catabolic process.